GCUGCCGCUGCCGCCGUCCCGGCGCGCGGCGGCCAUGGGCAGGAAGGAGCGCGAUAAGAAGAAGUCCAAGAAGCGCCAUUACGAGGAGGACGACGAGGAGGACGAUGAGGGCCCCGGCAAGGAGUCGCACGAGGCGGUGCCCUCGGCGGCCGGGAAGCAGGUGGAGGAGAGCGGCGUCCGCGUGGACGAGUACGGCGCCAAGGACUACCGGCCGCACAUGCCGCUCAAGGGCGACCACGCGUCGCGGCCCCUCUGGGUGGCUCCCGAUGGCCAUAUCUUUCUAGAAGCCUUCUCUCCGGUUUACAAGUACGCGCAGGACUUUUUGGUUGCUAUUGCGGAGCCGGUGUGCAGGCCAACGCACAUCCACGAGUACAAGCUGACCGCGUACUCGCUCUAUGCCGCAGUGAGUGUUGGCCUGCAGACGAGUGACAUCACGGAGUAUUUGCAGAAACUGAGCAAAACCGGCGUCCCAGACGGAAUCAUUCAGUUCAUCAAGUUGUGUACCGUCAGCUACGGGAAGGUGAAGCUGGUGCUGAAGCACAACAGGUAUUUUGUGGAAAGUACCCACCCGGAUGUCAUUCAGCAGCUUCUGCAAGACCAAGUUAUUAAAGAAUGUCGCCUGAGAAAUGCUGAGGGUGAAGAAACUGAGCUCAUUACAGAGACAUUUACGAGUAAAUCAGCGAUUUCCAAAUCCAGUGAAGGAGGCCUGGGUCCUUCAACAUCACAAGGAACUGAUGCUCAGAAUAAACCAGAUGUCCCAGCGGAUUUGUUUGAAUUUUAUGAACAAAUGGACAAAGAUGAAGAGGAGGAGGAAGAAACACAGACAGUAUCUUUUGAAGUCAAGCAGGAGAUGAUUGAAGAACUUCAGAAGCGUUGUAUCCAUUUGGAAUACCCCUUGCUGGCAGAAUAUGAUUUCAGAAAUGAUUCGGUGAAUCCUGAUAUUAAUAUAGAUCUGAAACCUACAGCUGUUCUCAGACCCUACCAAGAGAAAAGCCUAAGGAAGAUGUUUGGAAAUGGGCGAGCUAGAUCUGGUGUUAUUGUCUUGCCAUGCGGUGCUGGCAAGUCCCUGGUAGGAGUGACGGCCGCGUGCACUGUGCGCAAGCGCUGCCUGGUGCUCGGCAAUUCUGCGGUGUCUGUGGAGCAGUGGAAAGCCCAGUUCAAGAUGUGGUCCACCAUCGAUGACAGCCAGAUUUGUCGGUUCACUUCGGAUGCCAAAGACAAACCCAUUGGCUGUUCUAUUGCUAUUAGCACGUACUCCAUGUUGGGACACACGACUAAAAGAUCCUGGGAAGCAGAGAGAGUAAUGGAAUGGCUUAAAAGUCAAGAGUGGGGCCUUAUGAUUCUUGAUGAAGUCCAUACUAUCCCUGCAAAAAUGUUCAGACGUGUGCUCACCAUAGUACAAGCUCACUGCAAGCUGGGACUGACUGCCACCCUGGUCAGAGAAGAUGAUAAAAUUGUUGACCUCAACUUCCUGAUUGGACCAAAGCUCUAUGAAGCCAACUGGAUGGAGCUGCAGAACAGUGGCUAUAUUGCUAAAGUGCAGUGUGCUGAGGUUUGGUGCCCAAUGUCACCUGAGUUUUACAGAGAGUACGUAGCUAUCAAGACAAAGAAGCGGAUACUGCUGUAUACCAUGAACCCAAAUAAAUUCAGAGCCUGCCAGUUUCUGAUUAAGUUUCACGAGCGACGGAAUGAUAAAAUCAUUGUAUUUGCUGACAACGUGUUUGCACUGAAGGAAUACGCAAUCAGGCUUGGGAAACCCUACAUAUAUGGUCCUACUGCACAAGGAGAGAGAAUGCAAAUUCUACAGAACUUCAAGCACAAUCCAAAAAUCAACACCAUUUUUAUUUCCAAGGUGGGUGACACAUCCUUUGAUCUGCCAGAAGCCAAUGUCCUGAUUCAGAUUUCGUCCCAUGGUGGGUCUCGAAGACAGGAGGCUCAAAGGCUGGGCCGAGUGCUGAGAGCCAAGAAAGGCAUGGUUGCAGAGGAAUACAAUGCCUUUUUUUAUUCUCUUGUAUCACAAGAUACUCAGGAAAUGGCAUAUUCCACUAAGCGACAGCGAUUUCUUGUAGACCAAGGUUAUAGUUUCAAGGUCAUAACAAAGCUUGCUGGCAUGGAGGAUGAGGAGCUUUCAUUUUCAUCCAAAGAAGAGCAGCAGCAGCUUCUCCAGAAAGUCCUGCAAGCAUCAGACCUGGAUGCUGAGGAGGAAGUAGUAGCUGGAGAAUAUGGUUCAAAGUCAGCUCAGGUGUCCCGCCGCGUGGGCACCAUGAGCUCCAUGUCGGGAGCGGAUGACACGGUUUACAUGGAAUACCAGUCGUCCCGGAGCAAGACUUCGGCGAACAAACACAUCCACCCACUGUUCAAACGCUUCCGGAAAUGAUGGUGGUAAAACUGGAUCCGUGCCUCGCUUUCCAUAACUCAAAAUAUGGAGCUUGAGAUUUUACAUGUCCUUUAAGAGACUUUUUUAGAUGUGUCUAUAUAGCCACGUAUGUACUUAGCAAGGUAUGUGCUUUCGUGGAUGAGUCUGAAAGGGAAAAAGAAAAAGGAACUAAGUCUCCCCACAGGAGAGAGGUUAUGCAGGCACUGAGUCCCGGUUACACCCAUCUGGUUUUCAGAGCAAAUAAUAGAAUUUAUUUUUAUCAGCUGAAGACCACUUUUCAGAAGAAUUCUGUAAAGGUUUUGUAUAUGGAGUUUGUACUGAUGUUUGAAAUAUUAUUUAUCCAAUGACUGUGUAUGCUCGGCCGAAAUAUUGAUGUUUAGAAUGCUUAAAUAAUGGUUUCCUGAGCUGAACAAAUCCUGACAGGAGCACUUUACAUAAGAUUUUUAAUCUGAGAGUUAAUUUAUACUCCUGGUUUAACCUGUCUUAAAAGUCUAACAAAUUGGUUUCAAGUCUUUUGAAGUUUAAGACAAGACAGACAGACUUCUCUUCUAAAGUGAACUCAAGGAAAGCAUUCACCAAUAAAAAUUCGUUCC
Molecule: messenger RNA, 2970 nt
Organism: Nothoprocta perdicaria
Lineage: Eukaryota; Metazoa; Chordata; Aves; Tinamiformes; Tinamidae
Gene: ERCC3
Product: ERCC excision repair 3, TFIIH core complex helicase subunit
Exons: 15
Coding region: 35-2377 (780 amino acids)
Biological process (GO): nucleotide-excision repair; transcription initiation at RNA polymerase II promoter
Cellular component (GO): transcription preinitiation complex; nucleotide-excision repair factor 3 complex; transcription factor TFIIH holo complex
Molecular function (GO): hydrolase activity; 3'-5' DNA helicase activity; ATP binding
Source: RefSeq, a predicted model, not a curated record